CAAUUCGUUCACUGUACUGACCUACAUUUUGGACCGCAACGUUCGAUGAUGUUUAAAUAUUUUUAUGCUCCACAAAUGUCGUCAAACAGAUUCCCUUUUUUAACGGAAAAUCCCAAAACAAUUCUCCAAGUGGCAAGUACACUACAUAUCCAGAAAUUCCCAAUCACACGUCAUCGAUCUCGACCAGAGUACUCCAGCGCAUGGUUAAAUUUGGUAUUCCAGUUCUGCUUUUCCUGUGCUCCUAGCAAAACCAGCUUUCUCAAGAUUCUCCUCCCUCUUGUCAAGUGUUUGGCUUCCACUUCAGCAGUAUUUAUAAAACACUUCAACCGAUCAAGCAUAUCCAUCACUCGCAAACCGAUUGUCUUCGGAGUUAAAUCAGUGUCGACAUCAGAAGCAAACAAAAAAAACACACCAUGAAACAGCAACAUCGAACAACAGCAAGCAUUGGGUUACUCUUGUGCUUAGUGAUUGGAUUGGCAGUGGGUGCACCUCAGCAGGCAGAUACGAUCGAGAAACAUGAUCACGAUGAAAUACGAACGAUCGUAACGGAUCUACUCGCCAGUGGCACAUACAUCAGCUUAGACGAGCAUCAGAUCCGUCUCAUCGAAGGCGUACUGUUUGAGAAAUUUCUUUUCGUCACUGAAGAUGGUUUUAUUAUCACCCUAAGCACUGAGAUAGUGAUUGAUAAAAACUACAAACCAAAGGUAGUUUCCUAUUUUGAUAUCAGGGAUGAUGACGCGCAGAAAGUUCUUCUGUCACUGUUGGGCGGAGGAAACAUUAAUACUUUAACCGUGAAAAAACUACGAUGACGCAACGCAUCGCAAUGCUUAGAGGCUCGCUUAUCUCUAAACUUUUCGAACCAAAUCAUAAUAAAGUAAUUAUAAUAAAUUCACCACAAGUCAACCACACA
Anopheles funestus (African malaria mosquito) is the source of this 910-nucleotide messenger RNA. RefSeq lists its product as uncharacterized. The record is from RefSeq and is a predicted model, not a curated record. The coding region runs from base 414 to 809 and encodes 131 amino acids. The transcript is spliced from 3 exons. NCBI's taxonomy places the organism in Eukaryota, Metazoa, Arthropoda, Insecta, Diptera, Culicidae.